AUGACAUGUGAUUAACCACCAAAUUCUAUUUGUCAUACUUAUACUCCAUAGAGUUCAAGUAAAUAAAAUAUAUAUAAUUACAUAGCUUGUGAAGUUGUUGUUGUAUAAGCUAGAUUCUCUGACGAUUUACUUUCUGUUAUCAUUAAAUUUGAUUUCCCAUUAAAUCUUCAUAUUUUUAUUUUUAAAUUGAAGAAAAUAUUUGAUAUUAAAUAUUACAGGAAAUUACUUUUAAAUUACUUGGCUCGAAUCCAUUGUGUAAUCUUGAUCUUUAUAUUGAUACGAAAUUAAUUAUUAAUCUUUGAGAAUAAGCUAAAAUUGUGUCAGGAAAUAUAUUAAACUUUUAUUCAAAUUAAUUUGGACAUUUGA
Molecule: messenger RNA, 366 nt
Organism: Paramecium sonneborni
Lineage: Eukaryota; Ciliophora; Oligohymenophorea; Peniculida; Parameciidae
Source: the annotation of a GenBank genome assembly